AUGCCCUUCUCCAACAGCUCUGAGCUCAGCCCGUCCUUCCUGCUGGCCGGGCUGCCGGGGCUGGAGGGAGCCCACUCCUGGCUGGCCAUGGCGCUGUGCUCGGCCUACGUGCUGGCCGUGCUGGCCAACGGCGCCGUGCUGCUGGCCGUGCGCGCCGAGCCGGGCCUGCACGCGCCCAUGUACCUCUUCCUGUGCAUGCUGGCCGCCAUCGACCUGGCGCUGGCCUCGGCCACCGUGCCGCGCACCCUCUGCCUCUACUGGCUGGGCAGCCGCCGCAUCGGCUUCGGCGCCUGCCUCACGCAGAUGUUCCUGAUCCACGCGCUCUCGGCCGCCGAGUCCACCGUGCUGCUGGCCAUGGCGGCCGACCGCUACGUGGCCAUCUGCCACCCGCUGCGCCACGCCGCCGUGCUCGGCGGCCGCGCCACGGCCAAGGUGGGCCUGCUGGCCCUGGCCCGCGGCGUGCUCUUCUUCCUGCCGCUGCCCCUGCUGCUCCUGCCGCUGCCCUUCUGCGGGCCCCGCCGCCUGUCCCACUCCUUCUGCCUACACCAGGACGUGAUGAACCUGGCCUGCGCCAACACCACCCCCAGCGUGGUGUACGGGCUCACCGCCAUCCUGCUGGUCAUGGGGCUGGACGCCGUGCUCAUCUGCCUCUCCUACCUGCUCAUCCUCAGGGCCGUGCUGCGCCUGGCGGCCUGGAGGGAGCGCCUCAAGGUGUUCAGCACCUGCGUCGCCCACAUCUGCGUGGUGCUGGCCUUCUACGUGCCCCUGAUCGGGCUCUCCGUGGUGCACAGGUUCGGCAAGGACCUGGCUCCGCUGGUCCACAUCAUCAUGGGCAACGUCUACAUCCUGGUGCCCGCUGUGCUCAACCCCAUCAUCUAUGGGGUGAGGACCAAGCAGAUCCAGAGGACGAUCCUGAGCUUGAUCCGCGUCACUGACAGAGCUCCCCAGUGA
Molecule: messenger RNA, 951 nt
Organism: Agelaius phoeniceus (red-winged blackbird)
Lineage: Eukaryota; Metazoa; Chordata; Aves; Passeriformes; Icteridae
Product: olfactory receptor 51E2-like
Biological process (GO): G protein-coupled receptor signaling pathway
Cellular component (GO): plasma membrane
Molecular function (GO): G protein-coupled receptor activity; olfactory receptor activity
Source: RefSeq, a predicted model, not a curated record